CAUCUUAUUGAUAAUGAAAGUGAAACACAAUACAUCAAAUUCAAUACAUUACAUGGAAAAGAAGAAGAAAUAUCAAUUUUAAUCGGUUUUAAGUUAUAAUUAAUCUUUUAAAAAUAUUUUCAACACCUUGAAGGUGUGUUCUAUUCUGUUAAUUGUAUCUAGUAAGUCAACAUUAAAUGAAUUUCCAAUUCAGCGGAAGCAUUCCAAAUGUGCACUGGCACAGCAACAGUAAUACUAUGUCAUCGCAAUCGGUGACCGAAUUCACUAUACUGAAUGGUCGAGUAACUGUUACCAGAGCCGCAAAUGAUACCAGGAACGACGUUAAUGUUACUAUUGUAGCUAAUGGGCGUAGGAACGACAAACCGCGUCGUAACUGCAUAUGUCAUCGAGAAACACGUUGGAGGAAUCGUAGACGACAGGAUUUACACGGAUUGCAACGUUCUAUCAACGAUUUAAAGGAUAACGUUUAUGAUGCCACUGAUGAUUUAACCGUUGCUCGACGGAAGCUGCAAGAUAUUCGAGAAGAAAUCCAAAAAAUCAAGGACGAAGUAUCUAAAAACCAGGGUCAGCUUUGGAAGGCUACUAAUGAAUUGGAUAAAGCAGUUGGAGAUCUGCAAUCACCGUCCUUGUACAAUUUGAACGAUAACGAACGAAACGUUUUAAGAUUAGAUUUACAAUUGGCUGAAAAUGAUAUAGAAGAAGCUAGACGUCAGAUUAGAGAAGCUGAAGAUGAAUUAGGCUAUGAAAUAUUCCCAUCUUUACGAAGAAGCGGAAUCCGAAAUGAAGAAUUGUUUGACUGUCAAACUUCUCGUUCUUCAAAUUCUAGAGCAGUGAUGGACGUUCCAUCUGAAGGAUGUAACUCUGGGCUCCCUCCAGUCACUGAUAAUCGGAAUAAAUGUUCUAUUUGUAUGGAGAGAACUGUGAAUGCGGUGUUGUAUAAAUGUGGACACAUGUGUACGUGUUUCAUUUGCGCAGUCAAACUGCAACAGACGUCGGAAAAUAAAAGUUGUCCGGUUUGUAGACGCGAGAUUACCGACGUCAUCAGGACUUAUAUUUCUUAAAAGGACAAUUUUCUGCUACGCUGAUCCAUCUUUUUAUAUUGUUAUUGUCCAAAGUUUUAUUCGUUACUCGCGGCUAAUAUUUUUUUGCUCAAUUUUUCAUGUGAGAAACAACCUGAAAUUAUACAUAUUCGUUUAUUUUAUUGUAAUUUUAAAAUUUUAAGCUACGUAAAUUUAGUUUACAGCUUAAAAAUCGCUUAGUGUAGAAGAGCUUGAUGCUUUUUUUAAAAGUUAUUUUUCAUUUUUUUUCUCCUUCUCGAGUUGUAUUUUUUCUUUCUUUAUUAUUGGACAUUAACAAUUUUGUAAUUUUUCGUAAUUUUAUUUACUUUGUAAUAGAUGGUUAUCAUGUUUUAUAUGUAUAAUUCUCUACUCGUGUUUGAUUAUCAUCUUUAAUCUUUAAAGUUUUCUGUUCCACAAAUUAUUCGGAUAAUAUACUGUUUAUUUAUUUGA
Molecule: messenger RNA, 1508 nt
Organism: Planococcus citri (citrus mealybug)
Lineage: Eukaryota; Metazoa; Arthropoda; Insecta; Hemiptera; Pseudococcidae
Product: baculoviral IAP repeat-containing protein 3-like
Exons: 6
Coding region: 177-1061 (294 amino acids)
Source: RefSeq, a predicted model, not a curated record